This is a messenger RNA of Hibiscus syriacus, 939 nucleotides long. Its product is annotated as 60S ribosomal protein L7-4. The transcript has 7 exons. Gene Ontology annotation, cellular component: cytosolic large ribosomal subunit. Gene Ontology annotation, molecular function: RNA binding; structural constituent of ribosome. The coding region runs from base 68 to 799 and encodes 243 amino acids. The record is from RefSeq and is a predicted model, not a curated record. Gene Ontology annotation, biological process: maturation of LSU-rRNA from tricistronic rRNA transcript (SSU-rRNA, 5.8S rRNA, LSU-rRNA). NCBI's taxonomy places the organism in Eukaryota, Viridiplantae, Streptophyta, Magnoliopsida, Malvales, Malvaceae.
CUUAUACACAAAACCCUAAACUCUCUUAAGCUGCCGCAGCUGAGAUCAUACACUCUGUAACAGAGAAAUGGGUGAGGAAGCUAAGGCUUUGGUUCCUGAGUCAUUGUUGAAGAAGAACAGGAGGAAUGAAGAAUGGGAGCUUGCCAAAAAGCAGGAGAAUGAAGCUGCUAAGAAGAAGAAAGCUGAGUAUCGGAAGCUGAUUUUCAACAGGGCUAAGCAAUAUGCAAAGGAGUAUGAGGCUCAGGAAAAAGAGUUGAUUCAGUUGAAGAGGGAGGCAAAAUUGAAAGGAGGAUUCUAUGUUGAUCCAGAAGCUAAGCUUUUGUUUAUUAUUCGAAUCCGUGGUAUCAAUGCCAUGCACCCGAGGACACGAAAGAUCUUGCAGCUCUUACGUUUGAGACAGAUUUUCAAUGGUGUUUUUCUUAAAGUUAACAAGGCAACGGUGAACAUGCUUCACUUGGUUGAACCUUACGUGACUUACGGAUACCCGAACCUCAAGAGUGUUAGGGAAUUGAUUUACAAAAGAGGCUAUGGGAAGUUGAACAAGCAGCGAAUUGCUUUGACCGACAAUGAAAUUGUUGAGCAGGCUCUCGGCAAGUUCGGUAUCAUCUGUGUCGAAGAUCUCAUCCACGAGAUAAUGACUGUGGGACCUCAUUUUAAGGAGGCCAACAACUUCCUUUGGCCCUUUCAGCUCAAGGCACCUUUGGGUGGUCUAAAGAAGAAGAGGAACCACUAUGUCGAAGGAGGAGAUGCCGGCAACCGCGAGAAUUACAUCAAUGAAUUAAUUAGGAGAAUGAAUUAAAAAAUGAACUUGGGUAUUAUAUUUCUUUUUGCUUUAAUUGGAUCUGAUCUAAAUUUCUGUUGGAAGUUAAGAGUUUUGUUUAAGACAACAUGGAUAUUGCUUUGUGCUGCCUUUGUUCUACAUUUUGUGACUGGGCUUUC